Molecule: messenger RNA, 248 nt
Organism: Meloidogyne enterolobii
Lineage: Eukaryota; Metazoa; Nematoda; Chromadorea; Rhabditida; Meloidogynidae
Source: the annotation of a GenBank genome assembly
AUGGGUUACCCUAAACCUGAACUCCUUCAAAAUAAUUCUAGCAUUCAUACUUCACACCAACCUAUUUUUGACUCUAGGCACGAAUAUUAUUACGAGUGCCUCGCCGAAUCUUUGCCUUCUCUGGUUUUUCGUUUUACGGUGUUUCCCAUUUCGUCUUCAUUUUUUAAAUCUGUUCCGGCACACUCUUGGUAUUUUAUAUUUAAUAUCGCCUAUAAUUACUUUUUUAAUUAAAACCAAUAACUUUUUUG